AUGAGAGAAAUUCAACCAAAACAGUGGCUGCCCCCUUUUCCAAGCUUACGGUUCCAAGUGACAACUCUAAGGUUUUUGAAUUCAAAGAAGGAGCAAGUUUCAAAGGAUAUCCUAGAGACUUUCCGAAAAGUGCAAGUGAACAUUCCCUUGCUUGAUGCGAUCCAACAAAUUCCAAGCUAUGCAAAAUUCCUCAAAGACCUUUGUACAAAUAAGAGAAAAUUCAAGGAGCAUGAAACCGUGGCCUUGAGUAAAGAAGUCUCAGCUGUGCUAUUGCGUAAAUUGCCUCCUAAACUAAAGGAUCCAGAGAGUGAGCUUAAGAAGACUUCCGUGAGCAUACAAUUGGCUGAUCGAUCAAUCAAGUAUCCUAAGGGAGUGUUGGAAGACGUUUUGGUCAAGGUGAAUGAGCUAAUUUUUCCAACUGACUUUCUAGUGCUCGAGAUGGAGGAAGUUCCUAUUCCUGGAAAAGACCUUCCAUUGAUUCUAGGACGUCCAUUCAUGAGAACAGCAAGGACAAAAAUUGAUGUGUAUGAAGGCACUCUCACAAUGGCAUUCGAUGAGGAAACCGUGGAGUUUAAGGUAUUUGCUGCUUUAAAAUAUCCUAACGAUGAUCAUGCUUGUUUUUCCAUAGAUGUACUUGAACAAAUGGUACAAGAAACAUUUAGUGCAUCACAAGGAGAGACGCCAUUGGAGAGGGCACUCAUCCAAAGCCCCGAAACAGUGAAUAAAGAAGGGAACAUAGAUGUACUUGAAGCUGUGAAUAUACUUGAGGCCUUGCCUCCCCAAAGAGGUGACAAAAAGACGCUGCCUGUGAUCAUUGCUUCUAAUUUGAGUGCAUCCGAAGAAGACAAACUAAUUCGAGUUCUAAGGGAGCACAAGACUGCCCUAGGUUGGACCAUUGCAAACAUCAGAGGAAUAAGCCCUACAAAGUGCAUGCAUAGGAUCCUUUUGGAAGAAGAAUCGAAACCUACAAGGGAAGCCCAAAGGAGGCUGAAUCCGGUGAUGAAAGAAGUCGUUAAGAAGGAAGUUUUGAAGCUUUUGGACGUGGGAAUUAUAUACCCCAUUUCGGAUAGCAAGUGGGUGAGUCCCGUCCAAGUUGUUCCCAAGAAAUCCGGAAUUACCGUUGUGAAGAAUGAAGACAAUGAGUUGGUGCCUCAAAGAAUUCAAACGGGUUGGAGAGUAUGCAUAGAUUAUAGAAAGCUCAAUACCACGACACGUAAGGAUCACUUUCCGUUACCAUUUAUUGAUCAAAUGCUUGAGCGUCUUGCAGGUCAUAGUCAUUAUUGCUUCUUGGAUGGAUACUCCGAAUACAAUCAAAUUGCCAUAGCUCCGGAAGAUCAAGAAAAGACCACCUUCACUUGUCCAUUUGGUACGUUUGCUUAUAGGCGUAUGCCUUUUGGUUUAUGUAACGCACCUGCCACUUUUCAACGUUGCAUGAUGUCAAUUUUUUCUGAUAUGGUGGAGGAGAUAAUAGAGGUAUUUAUGGAUGAUUUUUCAGUUUUUGGUGAUUCUUUUGAUAUUUGUCUUCACAACCUCUCUCUAGUGUUGAAAAGGUGUCAGGAAUGCAAUUUAGUGCUCAAUUGGGAGAAGUGUCACUUCAUGGUACAGCAAGGUAUUGUAUUAGGUCACAUUAUCUCUUGUAGGGGAAUUGAAGUGGACAAGGCAAAAAUCGAUGUUGUGAGAAGCUUGCAACCCCCCACAACCGUGAAGGAGAUUAGGUCAUUCCUAGGACAUGCAGGGUUCUAUAGGCGUUUCAUCAAGGACUUUUCAAAAAUAUCAAGGCCCCUAUGUCGAUUGCUUGGCAAAGAUGUGGAAUUCGAGUUUAAUGAAGAGUGCUUGGCUGCAUUUAACAAGCUUAAGGAGCUUUUAACGUCUGCCCCUAUUAUACAACCUCCAAAUUGGAAUUUUCCCUUCGAGUUGAUGUGUGACGCCUCGGAUUAUGCAGUGGGGGCUGUACUUGGACAAAAAGUGCACAACGUACCACAUGCCAUCUAUUAUGCCUCCCGGACUUUGAAUGAUGCUCAGUUGAAUUACUCAACUACGGAAAAGGAGUUGCUUGCUAUUAUUUUUGCUUUAGAGAAAUUUAGAUCAUAUCUUAUUGGCACUAAAGUAAUUGUAUUCUCUGAUCAUGCAGCGCUUAGAGACAAGAAAGGGAGUGAAAACGUGGUGGUUGACCAUUUGAGUAGGCUUGUGCAAGGAUCCAAUGAAGAAGAGGACGUGCUUCCUUUACGUGAAAGUUUCCCCGAUGAGCAACUCUUCACCCUCAAAGCCAAGGACCCUUGGUACGCUGACAUUAUCAAUUACAAGGCUUCAAAACUGAUUCCGGAGGAUCUCACUCGAGCUCAAAAGGAUAAGCUUGUCAAAACGAGUAAGUAA
Messenger RNA from Prunus armeniaca (apricot), 2373 nucleotides. Lineage: Eukaryota; Viridiplantae; Streptophyta; Magnoliopsida; Rosales; Rosaceae. The record is from the annotation of a GenBank genome assembly.